AUAUUCUCUUCUGUAUAUUGUUUCUGCCCAUUUAUUCCUUCUUCACUAUAGUUUUCUCUCCAUCCCCUUUGUAUAUUCUCACGCUCUCUUGUAGAGCACGAUUGCCCCUCCUCCUCCUCCCUUCCUCCUGUAGAAGCUCCCUCCCUCCUGUAGAAGAUCCCUCACACCCUCCCUCCCUCACUCCUGUAUUAGUUCCCUCACACCCUCCUUUCCUCCUGUCGAAACUCCCUCACACACACACUCACUCCCCCUCCCUCCUGUAAAAGCUCCCUCACACACUCACUCUCUCUCCCCCGGAUAUAAAUUCCCCCACUCACUCUCUCCUUACCUACCUCCCUCCCUCCUCUAGAAGCCCUCUCACUUUCUCUCCUUCCCUCCUGCAGACGUUCCUUCAUUCUCCCUCUCGAUCUCUCCCUCCCUUCUGUAUAAGUUCUUUCAUUCUCUCCCUCUCCCCUCCCCUCUGUAUAAAUUCCUUCAUUCUCUCUCUGUCUCUCCCCCUUCUGUAUAAGUUCCUUCAUUCUCCCUCUCUCUGCCACCUCUGCGGAGUUCUUGCUCUGAACAGGCAGUGCCGCAGGCAGCCCGACCUCUCAUCGAGGACCCCGGUAACCAUGGUGCGCAAGCUGAAGUACCACGAGCAGAAGCUGCUGAAAAAAGUCGAUUUUAUCUCCUGGGAGGUGGACAAUAACCUGAGCGAAGUGAAGGUGCUACGCCGGUACCGCAUCCAGCGCAGAGAGGAUUACACCAAGUACAAUAAGCUGAGCCGAGAAGUUCGAGAAUUGGCACGCAAGAUCCGAGACCUUAAUGAGAAAGACUCCUUCCGAGUCAAGUGCACUAGCCGACUAUUGGAAAAACUAUACUCAGCAGGCCUGAUCCCCACAAAGCAAGGUCUACACCUUUGUGAGAGAGUGUCAGCAUCAUCUUUCUGCAGGAGGCGUCUCCCCACUAUUAUGGUGAAACUUCGGAUGGCUCAGAAUCUAAAAGCAGCAAUUACCUUCAUUGAACAAGGACAUGUGCGAGUUGGACCAGAAGUAGUAACUGACCCAGCCUUCCUGGUGACCAGAAAUACGGAAGACUACAUAACCUGGGUGGACUCCUCAAAAAUCAGACAACAUGUAAAAGAGUACAAUGAAGAGGUAAGAAUUAUGUUCUUAAUAACUUACUUAAAUCUAUCAAAUGCUUUCUUUUUUUGGAUUAACUUCUGCCUUAAAUGGGUGGGAGGAUCUGCCCUAGUGCAGAUCCUUAUGCAACAGCAAAUGGUGAACUUGGAGAUGUUGCAAAUGCUACAUCCUCCAGCUUGGAAGGAGCCAGAUGCAUUAAGCUUCAUGGUCAUUUUCACAGCCACAGGCAGCGCUUGGAGGCUACAGCUGGGGCUGCAGCAGGUGGUCGAUUUCAGGGAGAAUGCUCUUAAUAAAGUGGAGGUAUAUGACAUACCGUUCUCAGUGAGGCUCAGCUGGGAGAAUUGCUUCCUGAGCACCCUGGGUAGCUACAUUAUUACCUCCCUCUGA
Rhincodon typus (whale shark) is the source of this 1505-nucleotide messenger RNA. It is a transcript of the gene imp3, whose product is annotated as IMP U3 small nucleolar ribonucleoprotein 3. Bases 609 to 1505 code for a protein of 298 amino acids. The record is from RefSeq and is a predicted model, not a curated record. Gene Ontology annotation, biological process: rRNA processing. NCBI's taxonomy places the organism in Eukaryota, Metazoa, Chordata, Chondrichthyes, Orectolobiformes, Rhincodontidae. Gene Ontology annotation, cellular component: Mpp10 complex; small-subunit processome; small ribosomal subunit. The transcript has 7 exons. Gene Ontology annotation, molecular function: snoRNA binding; structural constituent of ribosome; rRNA binding.